This is a messenger RNA of Pteropus alecto (black flying fox), 5305 nucleotides long. RefSeq names its product zinc finger CCHC-type containing 2 (gene ZCCHC2). The transcript is spliced from 15 exons. Lineage: Eukaryota; Metazoa; Chordata; Mammalia; Chiroptera; Pteropodidae. The coding region runs from base 69 to 3275 and encodes 1068 amino acids. Gene Ontology annotation, molecular function: nucleic acid binding; phosphatidylinositol binding; zinc ion binding. The record is from RefSeq and is a predicted model, not a curated record.
UGCGCGAGCAGGAGCGAGUGUACGAGUGGUUCGGGCUGGUGCUGGGCUCGGCGCAGCGUCUGGAGUUCAUGUGCGGGCUGCUGGACCUUUGCAACCCGUUGGAGCUGCGCUUCCUCGGCUCGUGCCUGGAGGACCUGGCGCGCAAGGACUACCACUACCUGCGAGACUCGGAGGCCAAGGCCAACGGCCUCUCGGACCCGGGACCGCUGGCCGACUUCCGAGAGCCCGCUGUACGCUCGCGCCUCAUCGUCUACCUGGCGCUGCUGGGCUCGGAGAACCGUGAGGCCGCCGGCCGCCUGCACCGUCUCCUGCCCCAGGUAGAUUCGGUGCUCAAGAGCUUGCGCGCGGCCCGGGGCGAGGGCUCGCGAGGCUGCGCGGAGGACGAGCCCGGCGAGCGCGGCGAGCAGCGCGAGGGCGAGGAGGACCCCGAGAAGGACGGCUCCGGCCGGGAAGGCAGCGGUGCCGAGCCUCGCGCCGGCGACGGGCUGGGCUUCAGGGCCCAGGAGGAAUUGCUACUGCUCUUCACCAUGGCUUCGCUGCACCCGGCGUUCUCCUUCCACCAGCGGGUCACCCUGAGGGAGCACCUGGAGAGGCUCCGUAGCGCGCUCCGCGGAGCCCCCGAGGACGCGGAGGUGGAGUCGUGCAACUUUGCUGGCCCCAGGGCCCAGAAUGACUCUGCUCAUGGUGAUUACAUGCAAAGUGCCGAGGCCAGUUUAACAGCAGAACAAGCCCCGGUAUCUCAUGACGGACUUACUGUGGCACCUCAUAGAACACAGCGAGAAGCUGUACACAUUGAGAAGAUCACGUUGAAAGGAGUCCAAAGAAAAAGGGCUGACAGAUAUUGGGAGUACACCUUCAAAGUAAAUUGGUCUGAUCUUUCAGUUACAACAGUAACAAAAACUCACCAAGAACUACAAGAAUUUCUACUGAAGCUUCCAAAGGAAUUGUCUUCAGAGACUUUUGACAAGACCAUCCUGAGAGCCCUGAAUCAGGGCUCGUUGAAAAGGGAAGAACGGCGACAUCACGAUCUAGAGUCCAUCCUGAGGCAGCUUUUCUCCACUUCAUCACAAGCUUUUCUCCAGAGUCAGAAAGUGCACAGCUUUUUUCAGUCCAUAUCAUCAGACCCUCUGCACAGCCUCAAUAACUUACAGUCCUCGCUGAAGACUUCCAAGAUACUAGAACACUUAAAAGAAGACAGCUCAGAAGCUUCAAGCCAAGAAGAAGAUGUGUUACAGCACACCAUAAUCCACAAGAAACAUACCGGGAAAAGUCCCAUUGUGAACGCUGUUGGUACGAGCUGUUCUCCAUUAGAUGGGCUCACUGUGCAGUAUUCUGAGCAGAAUGGAAUUCUGGACUGGAGGAAGCCAAGCUGCACCACCAUUCAGCACCCGGAGCACUGUGUGGCUGAGGUUGACCAGCAUUCAACUGAAAAACGAAACUUAUCUUCAGUAAAUAAGAAGAAAGGAAAGCCACAAAUAGAAAAGGAGAAAAUUAAGAAGACUGACAACAGAUUGAAUAGUAGAAUGAACGGCGUUAGACUCUCCACUCCCCAGCACGCCCAUGGUGGCUCCGUGAAAGAACUGUUAUUUUUAGACACGAAUUUGGACAUUGGAUCUGGACAUGACACGUGUGGAGAAACCUCUUCAGAGAGUUACAGUUCUCCGUCUAGCCCACGACAUGACGGAAGAGAGAGUUUCGAAAGUGAAGAAGAAAAAGACAGAGACACAGACAGCAAUUCUGAGGAUUCUGGGAAUCCGUCAGCUUCCAGGUUUACAAGUUACGGUUCUGUCAGCCCGACUGUCACUGUCAAGCCACCUGUUGAAAUUGCUUCAUUAGGAAACGACAAUGGAGGCCUUUUAGAAGAUCCCCUAAACUCGCCCAAGUAUCAGCAUCUUUCUUUUAUGCCAACUUUACACUGUGUCAUGCACAGCGGCGCCCAGAAGUCUGAAGUCGUGGUUCCCCCGCGCAAAUCUGCUGACGGCAGAACAAUCGGCAUGCUCGUUCCGAGUCCUGUCGCUAUUUCUGCAAUGCGGGAGCCCACCAGUUCAGCCCCUGGUGGGGUGCUGGGGCCAGCAGCUUCUACUGGAGAAUCCGAAAAGCACCUGGAACUCCUGGCCGCCCCUUUACCUCUCCCGUCAGCGUUCCUCCCACACAGCAGCGCUCCCGCUGUGCACCUGACAAUUCAGAGGCUGAAGUUGCCGCCGCAGGGGUCUUCCGAGAGCUGCGCAGUCAACGUCCCCCAGCAGCCGCCAGGGAGUCUGAGCGUCGGAUCACCAAGCGCUGCCUUUAUUCCUGUCCAGAACCCAGGCAGUUUUCCAGGAUCUCCUGGUGCUGCCACGGACCCCAUCACCAAACCUGCAUCCCAACUGGUAGGACUCAAUCAAAUGGUGCCUCAGCUCGAGGGAAACACAGGGACAGUCCCUCAGCCUACCAGCGUGAAGGUAGUUCUUCCAGCAGCCGGCCUGUCAGCCGCACAGCCACCAGCCCCCUACGCCUUGCCGGGCUCUCCCCUCGCUGCCAGCGCGUUACCCAGCCAGAGUCCCGGUGUGCUCAGCACCGCGGUGACCUCCGCCCAGUCCGCGGGCGCGUGCGUCAGCCAGGCCCAGCCUGCGGGGCCUCCCGCGGUUCCCACGCACACGCCGGGCCCCGCCCCCAGCCCCAGCCCCGCCCUGACGCACAGCACGGCCCAGAGCGACAGCACGUACAUCAGCGCCGUGGGGAACAUGAGCGCCAGUGCCGCGGUGCUGCCGCCGCAGCAGAUGGCGUCGGGGCCUUGCGGCUCCUGUGGGCGAAGGUGCAGCUGCGGAACCAGUGGGAGCCCGCAGCUCAGCAGUUACUAUUACCCCGGCCCGGUGCCCGGGCCCGUGUACCGCGUCCCGUCGUUCUUCACCCUGCCACCCAUCUGCAGUGGCAGCUACCUCAACCAAGCACACCAGAGCAACGGAAACCAGCUCCCUUUCUUUCUGCCUCAGACUCCGUAUGCAAACGGGCUGGUGCAUGAGCCGGUCAUCGGGAGCCAGGCCAGCUACGGCAUGCAGCAGGUAGCGUUCGGGAGGUACUACCCUUCGUACCCGGCGCCCGGCGUGGUCGCCAGCGCCAGCGGCUCGGGGCCCAAGAAGAGCGGCAGCGCUUCAUGCUACAACUGCGGCGCCAGCGGGCACUACGCGCAGGAGUGCAAGCAGGCGCCCAUGGAGGCCGGCCCGCAAGGCACGUACAGACUGAGAUACGCACCUCCCCUCCCCCCUUCUAAUGAUACGUUGGACUCUGCAGACUGAAACAAGUAAAGCUUGCCUACCUAAUAUACUGAAGUGUGGGGAGUCAUGGUGGGGUGCGGAGGGGAGGAAAGGAAAGGUAUUUUGUUCGUGUUUCUUUGUCUGUACAUUUCCUAGAUUUCUCUGCAGUUGGGGUUUUUCAUUUCUCUUGUACUGAUGUCUAAAACAAAAAAAAAGAAUGCAUUGCUUUUGAGCCUCUGGUCUCCUGGUUCAACAACAGGCUUAUCUGUAUGAUACAUGUAAUUUAAACAUCCAAACAAACUAUCAAAAGGAAAAUGUGGAUGUGUGCUUUUUUUUUUUUUACACUGAAUACUUGCUGUGUGCAAUGUUUACUGAAUCUUUAAAACUGUGUAUUUGAUCUUUUUUACAACACUGGUGACAGUCGUGAAGUUUGGAAAAAAAAGAUACUUUGCUUCUUCCACAGCUUUCCUCACACCCUGAACUACAUACAAUUCCCUCCCAGCCACCCUCCUCCUGGUCGCACGCAGGCUGCAGGAGUUUGGGGCGGUGCGUUGAUCCACACUUUUGUAAACUGCUCUGCAUAUAAAUUGAGGGUAAACUGUUUCACCUUUAAUGUUAAGGGAGAAAUCAGAUUCCCAAACUAGCGUGUAUAUCUCUAAUAAACAGCGUCACUAAAUGCGCAUAUGCAGCGCUUGCUGUCCAAAUAAAAGUUAAACUUAAGUGGAAGGGAGAGGAAGAAGUAAAACCACAUGAAACUAAAAGAUACAGUGUAUGAAGUGGACAGAGAGCUUUUUUCUUAAAAAAAGAAACAACUUUUAAUUCAUCAUACUUUUUUAGCCUGUUGCUUCAGAGAGACAUAAAGUGAACAAACCAGUGUGAAUGUCGCUCUGCUGUGUUUGUGUUUGUAAGGACAGUCAACGCCAAUGUAGUCUCCCUGUGUGGGGCCGACACUACUUGAGUAAGGAUUUCUUCUUGCCCUACGCCAGCUGUUACAGUGUUACGUUGUAUUAACGUGUAUGGUUUAUUGCGAUCUGAACAGAAACUCUGCAUUUCUGCAAAAGUCAGGUAUUUGUUCCCUAACCUGUCUCUUAUAGCAAAGUCACUUUUAUAACAGUUUACCACUAUGCUUGAUUAUAAUGUGAAAGACUGAAUUCUGAGUGUGUUAAGAUGGUAUUAAUCAUGUCAGUGUCAUGUCACUAAGUUUAAUGCUGCUGUUUUAAAAAAAAAAAAAAAUUUUUUUUAAAGCAAAUCUAUGUACUAAAUUGCUUCCAGGUAAUUUUUGAUUUCCUAAAGUGCACUGAGGUGGUCUGGAAGAGUGGGUGUAUUUUUUUCUGACUGCUGCGUUCAACAGCAACGAGCAGCCACCCCUGUAUAGUCACAGGGUAUGGGCUUGGGCCCGGGCCCGGGCCUGGGUCUCUGUCCCCGCUCCUCAGUACACAGCAGACGUGAAGGGCAUGUCGUGUGGGGUGGCCUUGGUGUGCAGCAGGGGAGCCUGAGCGUUUGUCUUGGAUCAGAAGCCUACCAGAUUGCUAGACAAAAGGAAAAACUUGAAGAAAAAAGAAGCUUCGUUUAAUGCUUCAUAGGUAGCAUUUAUAUUUAUAGCACCAAUGUACAUUUUGAAACUUUCAGGGGCGGGCGUUCAAGGGGAACAGGGAAAAAGGGGUGGGUGUGAAGGGGUAGAUGAAAGCUUUAAUUUAAAAAAAAGUUUGAGUAAAGGAAAUUAUUUUGAUUAAAUAUAUUUUAUUUGAUCUGGGUAUUUUUGGACCACGUUAUUAAAUUAAUUGUUAAGCUGCAGUUGAGUUGUUCAAGUGAGAGUUUUGAUAAGCCACGUAUUGGACCGCAUUGUGACUCACUUGCCAGUUGUACUUUAUGGAGCUUAUUUUAUGAUUUAAAAUACUGUACUGUACAUAGGAGGUAUAUGCUACCUUCUCCUUAUUUGUAUGUUUACCAUAUACUUUGAUAUUUGAAAUGUUAUGUACUGGAAAGGCCACUUAUAUUUCUAGAACAGAUUGGAUUUUAUGCAACCUUUUUUUCUUGAAUUAACAGCAAUAAAAAAAUGAAAAACAGCUUAA